UCAAGCACCUAGGCAUGCAGACUGCUUCUACAAACAUUUGUGAAAGAAUGGGUCGCUCUCAGGAGCUCAGUGAAUUUAAGCGUGGUACCAUGAUAGGUUGUCACCUGUGUAAUAAGUCCAUCCGUGACAUUUCCUUACUACUAAAUAUUCCACGGUCAACUGUUAGUGGUAUUAUAACAAACUGGAAGCAACUGGGAACGACAACUCAGCCAUGAAGUGGUAGGCCACAUAAAAUGACAUAGCAGGGUCAGCUUAUGCUGAAGAGCACAGUGCGCAGAAGUCACCAAUUGUCUGCAGAGUCAAUACCGAAAGACCUCCAAACUUCAUAUUGCCUUCAGAUUAGCACAACAACAGUGCAUAGAGAGCUUCAUGGAAUGGGUUUCCAUGGCCGAACAGCCACAUCCAAGCCUUACAUUACCAAGUGCAAUGCUAACCAUCGGAUGCAGUGGUGUAAAGCAUGCUGCCACUGAUGGACAUGAGGACGGUACUUGCCUAACUGCAUUGUGCCAAGUGUAAAGUUU
Messenger RNA from Staurois parvus, 521 nucleotides. Lineage: Eukaryota; Metazoa; Chordata; Amphibia; Anura; Ranidae. The record is from the annotation of a GenBank genome assembly.